GGAUCAGAGGCGCGGGAACUUUUGCACUGUACUAACUUUGUGACCUACGUAAGCCUGCCGCGUAUUACGUUUCACGCCCGAUUUCGCACAUUACACCGGUGUUGGCAACAAUUCUGCUUCAGCCGUCACGAUUCUGUUUUCAGUCGCAAUGGAUAUCGAGAAAGUGGGCGAGAAACUUGGCACUAAAAGACGAUGGUUAAAGGAGUUCCUGUCAGAAUUGGCGGGAUCAUUUCUACUAGUGUUCGUCGGCAGUUGCUGUGUAGCACAGAAGGUCCUGCGCUGGGAUGUGGGCAAUUUCAUAACUGCCAACAUGGGCUACGGCUUUGGCCUCAUGCUGGCUGUGCUCAUCUCAGGACCAUCUGGUUCACAUCUGAAUCCAGCAGUGACACUAGCAUUUUGUGUCAUUGGUAAAAAGCCAUGGAAGGAUUGUCUACAUUAUUUUCCAGCACAGUACCUUGGUUGCUUUUUAGGUGCAGCAUUUGCAUAUAUUGUGUACCUGGGAAUUCUCAUGCUCUUGCUUUGUCAUAUGAGAGCUUAUUGAUGACCUUUGCCCAAGAAUAUAGAACCCAAGUCAGAACAUG
This is a messenger RNA of Schistocerca nitens (vagrant locust), 581 nucleotides long. RefSeq names its product aquaporin-3-like. Lineage: Eukaryota; Metazoa; Arthropoda; Insecta; Orthoptera; Acrididae. Gene Ontology annotation, biological process: glycerol transmembrane transport. The transcript has 4 exons. Gene Ontology annotation, cellular component: plasma membrane. The record is from RefSeq and is a predicted model, not a curated record. The coding region runs from base 149 to 541 and encodes 130 amino acids. Gene Ontology annotation, molecular function: glycerol channel activity.